CUCCCAGUCUGAACCGGUUUCAACCGGUUGCGAGUUAGUUGUUUGAGAGAGGAACGAAGGCGCAGGCAUACAACCUCUGUACCGUCCCGCUGGAAAAUUAUUGGCGUAAUUAAUUAGUAAAUCAGGGUUUAGUUUGUUCUGUAAAAUGUAUGAGAGUGACAUAUUCCAGGGUUUGCCGUGGUAGUAGUUAUUGGAAUCCACAUCAGUGGUUCUUAGCAGCCAGACAUCACACACUACAGGAGCUGGUGAUAAGUCAACGCUGCAGAAAUAUUUUUUUCCCCUCAUCAAAAGGAAUACAGAAAUAUUUUGUCUUAUAGCUUUUUUCUUUUUGGCAAGCGCCGCUUUUUCCAAACAGAGCUACGGACUUCAGAGCUCUAUGCCAGCAAUUAUGACAAUGUUAGCAGACCAUGCAGCACAGCAGCUGCUGGACUUCAACCAGAAACUGGAUAUCAACUUACUGGAUAAUGUGGUGAACUGUCUAUAUCAUGGGGUGGGACCACAGCAAAGAAUGGCACAAGAGGUGUUGACGCACCUAAAAGAGCACCCGGAUGCCUGGACUAGAGUGGACACCAUUUUGGAGUUCUCUCAGAAUAUGAACACCAAAUAUUAUGCACUUCAGAUUCUGGAAACGGUUAUCAAAACAAGAUGGAAGAUACUUCCCAGGAACCAGUGUGAAGGUAUUAAAAAGUAUGUUGUUGGUCUAAUUAUCAAGACUUCAUCAGAUGCAUCAAGUGUGGAGAAAGAAAAAGUGUACAUUGGGAAGCUGAACAUGAUCCUUGUUCAGAUCCUGAAGCAGGAGUGGCCUAAACACUGGCCUACUUUCAUCAGUGACAUUGUAGGAGCAAGUCGUACCAGUGAGAGCCUUUGUCAGAACAACAUGGUCAUUCUCAAGCUGCUCAGUGAAGAGGUUUUUGACUUUUCCAGUGGUCAAAUGACUCAGGUCAAAGCCAAGCACCUGAAAGACAGCAUGUGCAAUGAAUUUUCCCAGAUAUUCCAACUUUGCCAGUUUGUUAUGGAGAAUUCCCAGAAUGCCCCACUAGUUCAUGCUACCCUGGAGACUCUCCUGCGUUUUCUGAACUGGAUUCCUUUGGGAUACAUCUUUGAAACAAAACUCAUCAGCACAUUGGUUUUUAAGUUUUUGAACGUCCCCAUGUUCCGCAAUGUGACGCUGAAGUGCCUGACGGAGAUUGCUGGUGUAAGUGUUAGCCAGUACGAGGAGCAGUUUGUCAGCCUCUUCACCCUGACAAUGUGUCAGCUAAAACAGAUGCUCCCUCUGAAUACCAACAUUCGUCUGGCCUACGCUAAUGGGAAAGACGAUGAGCAAAACUUCAUCCAGAAUCUCAGUUUGUUCCUCUGCACUUUUCUUAAGGAGCACGGGCAGCUCAUUGAGAAGCGACUCAACUUGAGAGAGACAUUAAUGGAGGCCCUCCAUUAUAUGCUGCUGGUGUCAGAGGUGGAAGAGACUGAGAUCUUUAAAAUUUGUCUGGAGUACUGGAACCACCUGGCAGCUGAGCUAUACAGAGAAAGCCCCUUCUCGACGUCCACCUCCCCUCUCCUGUCUGGCAACCAGCACUUUGACGUACCACCGCGCAGACAGCUCUACCUGCCUGUACUCUCCAAGGUGCGCCUGCUGAUGGUAAGCCGGAUGGCCAAGCCAGAGGAGGUAUUGGUGGUGGAGAAUGACCAAGGGGAGGUUGUUAGAGAGUUCAUGAAAGAUACAGAUUCCAUCAACCUCUACAAGAAUAUGAGAGAAACCCUUGUGUACCUGACUCAUCUGGACUACGCAGACACAGAACGCAUUAUGACAGAGAAGCUUCACAACCAGGUGAACGGUACGGAAUGGUCAUGGAAGAACCUCAAUACACUAUGUUGGGCUAUCGGCUCAAUCAGUGGGGCUAUGCACGAGGAGGAUGAGAAGAGGUUUCUGGUCACUGUUAUCAAGGAUCUGCUGGGUCUUUGUGAGCAGAAGAGGGGAAAGGACAACAAGGCCAUCAUAGCAUCCAACAUCAUGUACAUUGUUGGACAGUAUCCACGGUUUCUCAGAGCACACUGGAAGUUCCUCAAAACUGUGGUCAACAAACUCUUUGAGUUUAUGCAUGAAACUCAUGAUGGUGUGCAGGACAUGGCUUGUGACACCUUUAUCAAAAUUGCCCAGAAGUGUCGACGCCAUUUUAUCCAGGUGCAGGUUGGAGAGGUGAUGCCAUUCAUUGAUGAGAUUCUCAACAACAUCAACACCAUCAUCUGUGAUCUCCAACCUCAACAGGUGCACACCUUCUACGAGGCAGUUGGUUAUAUGAUUGGAGCCCAGACAGACCAGGCUGUCCAAGAGCACCUGAUAGAGAAAUAUAUGCUGCUACCUAAUCAAGUAUGGGACAGCAUCAUCCAGCAGGCCACCAAGAAUGUGGACAUUUUGAAGGACCCAGAGACUGUGAAGCAGCUUGGCAGCAUCCUGAAGACCAAUGUCAGGGCCUGCAAGGCUGUAGGACACCCAUUUGUCAUCCAGCUAGGACGGAUUUACCUUGACAUGCUCAACGUCUACAAGUGCCUCAGUGAGAAUAUCUCUGCCGCCAUUCAGACAAAUGGUGAGAUGGUGACAAAACAGCCGUUGAUCCGGAGUAUGAGGACAGUAAAAAGAGAGACACUGAAACUGAUCUCAGGCUGGGUCAGCCGAUCAAAUGAUCCACAGAUGGUUGGGGAGAACUUUGUUCCACCACUGCUGGACGCCGUCCUCAUUGACUAUCAGCGCAACGUCCCAGCUGCCCGUGAGCCUGAGGUCCUCAGUACUAUGGCAACCAUUGUCAACAAGCUGGGAGGGCACAUCACAAGCGAGAUUCCCCAGAUCUUUGAUGCUGUCUUUGAGUGCACCCUGAACAUGAUCAACAAGAACUUUGAAGAGUAUCCAGAACACAGAACUCACUUCUUCUACUUACUCCAAGCUGUUAAUUCCCACUGCUUCCCUGCAUUCCUGGCCAUCCCCCCUGCCCAGUUCAACUGGUGCUGGACUCCAUCAUUUGGGCCUUCAAGCACACCAUGAGGAAUGUGGCUGACACAGGUCUACAGAUUCUGUACACAAUGCUGCAGAACGUGGCCCAGGAAGAAGCAGCUGCUCAGAGUUUCUACCAGACAUAUUUCUGUGAUAUCCUGCAGCACAUUUUUUCUGUCGUCACAGACACGUCUCACACUGCUG
Molecule: messenger RNA, 3187 nt
Organism: Thalassophryne amazonica
Lineage: Eukaryota; Metazoa; Chordata; Actinopteri; Batrachoidiformes; Batrachoididae
Product: exportin-1
Exons: 22
Coding region: 377-3034 (885 amino acids)
Biological process (GO): ribosomal small subunit export from nucleus; ribosomal large subunit export from nucleus; protein export from nucleus
Cellular component (GO): nucleus; cytoplasm
Molecular function (GO): small GTPase binding; nuclear export signal receptor activity
Source: RefSeq, a predicted model, not a curated record